CUUAAUAUGUUUUUAAAGGGCAAUGUUGGUGACCACAUCGAUCUGUUGAUCAAAUUUCGGGUACUCAGAAAACGAAACACAUUAUCAAAGUAAUUAAGUUGUAUCAUCCACGAUUGUUAGAUGACUUUGCAGUCCAAUAGAGGCUUUGUUUAGAACAAAAUUGUACUCCAGUAUUUAUGAAUUUUGACUCGUCAUCUCUCUUUUUUUAGUAGCUAAACAACAACUACCAGUUUCCCAUAGGCAUGUUAGUCAUUCUGGUCAAAAACUAACAAACAUUAGUGACAGGGGAAAUUUUUUUUUCAAAAUAUCAACAAAAAUACAUUUCAGAGUUCCUCAAUUUGUGUUUCUUCACCAUUCUGUCCUUCCCAUGACCCCCUAAUGCCCUAAUCAAUGGCUCCAACAGAUCCCCUUUUUGUGCCUGUGGAGAAAAUUCGAGUUCCUCCCCCGUCUAUAGCCCCAUCACCAGGGAAUCACAUCGAUUCAUCAACAAGAAAGGGGCACACCUGGACAAUAGUAUUAGCUUCUAUACUAUCAGCUGCUUCAGUAAUUGUAUUGUGUGCACUCGCAAUAAACCUUCUGAGGAGAAAAAGAAAUCGAAGAAACAGCGAGGAAAAUUCAAAAGCAUUUUCAAAGUCGAAAAGUUUCUCCUCACGGUUCCAACAUAAGGAAAAGGUGGAAGAUGUGUCGGUUUUUGAAUCAGAAAGAGCGAUAGCAUAUAGUUUAGAGGAGAUUGCAUGGGCAACAAAUAACUUCCAUGAAUCUAGGAAAAUCGGAGAGGGUGGAUACGGUAGUGUGUAUUAUGGCGUAAUAGGAGAACAGAGGGUUGCAGUUAAGAAGAUGAGGUCUAACAAGGAGUUUUUCGCAGAGCUCAAGGCCUUAUGCAAGAUAAAUCACAUUAAUGUGGUGGAGUUGUUGGGGUAUGCAAAUGGGAAUGGCCACCUCUAUCUGGUGUAUGAGUACAUUCAAAAUAGAUCUCUGAGCGAACAUCUACACGACCCGUUACUCAAAGGUAAGCAGCCUCUUUCUUGGACAGCAAGAGCAACCAUCGCGCUAGAUGCAGCAAAGGGUAUUGAGUACAUUCACGACCACAUGAAGUCCCGGUGCGUGCACCGUGACAUAAAGACUAGUAAUAUCCUACUCGCUGAAGGACCCAGAGCUAAGGUUGCUGGCUUUGGAUUGGCAAAGCUGGUUGAAAGAACCAACGAAGAUGAUCUCAUUGCGACUAGCCUUGUUGGAACACCAGGAUACCUUCCGCCAGAAUCGGUGAAGGAGCUGCAAGUGACUACUAAAACCGACGUUUUUGCUUUCGGAGUGGUGUUGGCAGAACUCAUAACCGGUCAACGCGCACUCAUUCGUGACAACCGGGAGCCCAAGAGAAUGAAAUCACUCGUCUCAGUUGUAAGCAGACCUUUAGAUUUUUACUAUAGAGAAACAAAACAGAUCAACUCAAAAAUGUCUGAUACCGAAAACAUGACUAGUCGUAUUCGAAGACAAUUCCAAUUUCUAGGUGACUAUUUUCAAAGAGUUCAAUAUCUACAUGCAUAAAACUGACGAGAACAUGUAAAUCAGAGAUAUGCGGUUUUUUUGAUCCGAUGAAAUCUCUUUAAUUUCAUCGCAUUGCUUGUUCAGGUUAAGAGGAUAUUCGAAGAUGAAAACCCAGAGACUGCUCUGGAAUCUAUUAUAGAUAGCAAUCUUGGAGGCACCUAUCCUGUGGUGGAUGUAUUUAAGACGGCCAAAAUCGCAGUGUGGUGUUUAAGUGAAGAUCCAUGUAACAGACCAGAGAUGAGGGAGAUAGUUGUGGAACUAUCUCAGAUUGUGACGUCCUCGAUAGAAUGGGAAGCUUCCCUAGGAGGGGAUAGCCAUGUUUUUAGCGGGGUUUUUAGUGGAAGAUGAAGAUUUAUUUUAGCUCUUAAUGUGGUUUUCUAUUUUAUUACUAGUGUAACUAUAAUUUAUCAUCUGUUUAGUGUAUGUGUAUAUCUUCAUAUUCAAAGGUUGUUCACUGAGCCUGCAGAACAAAGAAGGUUAUGAAAGGGAACUACAAGCAGUAUUUUUUUUUUU
Rhododendron vialii is the source of this 2058-nucleotide messenger RNA. RefSeq names its product lysM domain receptor-like kinase 3. Lineage: Eukaryota; Viridiplantae; Streptophyta; Magnoliopsida; Ericales; Ericaceae. Bases 391 to 1545 code for a protein of 384 amino acids. The record is from RefSeq and is a predicted model, not a curated record. Gene Ontology annotation, biological process: protein phosphorylation; innate immune response. Gene Ontology annotation, molecular function: transmembrane receptor protein kinase activity; ATP binding. The transcript is spliced from 9 exons.